AUGCGUGGGCGGGAUGUGACCACAUACAAUGCCAUGCUUGCCGCAUAUUCUUGGAAUCAAGAGCAUGAGUGUAUGUGGGAUUCUUUUCAAAGGAUGCCAUUUUGGGACUUGGUAUCUUUAAAUACGGCACUUGCCGCUUUAGGGCAUUUGGAGAGCGCGAAGCAAUUCUUUGAUUCCAUGCCACAGAGGGACAUUUUCUCCUGGAAUUCGAUCGUCCAAGCUUGUGUUGAGGACGAUAUCGCCGAUUUGGCUGCCUUGGUGUUUAAUCGGAUGCCAAAUCGAAGCCUUGUCUCGUGGAAUUCUUUGAUUCAAGUUCGCAUCCAGCAAACCCAAUGCGCUCGCGCAUUGGAAUUGCUAGAAGAAGCGCCUGAAUUUGACGUUUUCACUUGUAAUCUAGCGAUCCAAACCUACACUGGAUUGGGCGAAAUCCAAUUCGCCAGGGAAUUUUUUGAUUCCAUGGAUCAAAGAGACAUAGUAACUUGGGCAACGAUGCUCGUCGCCCAUUCCCAGCAUGGGGAUUUGCCCCAAGCCAAUAGUGUGUACGAGAAUAUGCCACAGCACAAUGCCGUGGCUGGAACGGCAAUGCUGGUAGCAUACUCCAACACCUCAAAUCUCCCAAGUGCGAUUCACAUCUUUAAAAAAAUGCCCGAGCUUGACAUCUUUGCGUGGAAUGCUAUGCUUGUGGCAUAUGCCGCGUCUGGUAAUAUUUCUUCCCUUGAGAAAUUCUUGAACAAAAUGCCCAUGCUGGAUAUAUGUUCCUGGAACUCGACCUUGCAAGCGUACGGCUGGUACGGCUACCUGGGAAAGGCAAAGUCUGUGUUCGAUUCUAUGCCCCAGCGGGAUUUGAUCACGUGGAACUCUAUGAUUGCGGGAUAUACCCAAGCUAGGGAAUGGAAUCUGGCACUGAUGUUGUUUGGUAGUAUGGACCAAGAGGGAAUCAGCCCAGAUACGGCCACCUAUUCCAGCGUUUUUUAUGCCUGUGGAGAGCAUGGGGCUGUUACACAGGGCAGAAUCCUCCAUUCUUUACUGGAAGAAGCGCCAGAUCGCGAAAUUUUAGAAAGCUUGGCCAUAUCUGCAGCACUUGUAAGCAUGUAUGGAAAAUGUGGCUGCCUUGACGAGGCCAGACAGAAGCUGUUUGGGGAGUAUCCCGGGAAUCGAGACCGGAACUGGUGGAACUCGAUGCUAACAGCAUAUGCCCGGAAUGGGCAUCACAGGGAGGUCGUACGGCUCUUCAGGGCCAUGGACGUGGAAGGCGUGGGGCCGGACGAUCGCAGCCACGUGGCCGCCAUCGACGCGGCCGCCAGCCUCGCGGACCUGGAGCUGGGCAAGACAAUCCACAGGAGCCUCAUGGAAGAAAUCCAAACUUUCAAUCUCGCCACCAACGAAACCGUGAUGAACACCGCGCUGCUCAACCUCUACGGGAGCUGCGGAGAGGUCGUCUCCGCGAGGGGGAUAUUCGACUCCAUGCCGGACAAAGAUACCCCGGCUUGGAACUCGAUAAUCUCCCAGACCGGGACGCGAGACCCAAAACUCGCGAUCCAUCUCUUCCGGGAGAUGGAUUUGCAAGGUUUCAAUCCGGACGAGGUCACCUUCGCCAAGAUCCUCGACGUUUGUAGCACCGCCACCACCGAGCUCUCGCUAAGCAGCCUCCAAUGCAUCAUCCACGACGCCCCCGCGAUUCGAAACGCGCACCUCUCCACGUCGCUGGUCGCCAUGUACGCGCGCUGCGGCAGGCUCGACGACGCGCUCGCGCUCUUCCACAAGAUGCCCUCCCGCGACACGGUAUCCUGGAACGCGAUGCUCUCGGCAUAUUCCCUUUCCUCCGCCACCUUUGAUGCCCUCCUCCGCGCCUUCGCGGCCAUGCAGCUCGACGGCGUGCCGCCCGACGGCGUCACCUUCGUCACCCUCCUGGCGGCGUGCAGCCACGCGGGCGAUCUCCAGCGCGGUGCCGCGUGCUUUGCGGCCAUGGCGGAGCUGUACGGCGUGGCGCCCGGUGCCGGCCACUACGCGUGCCUGGCGGACCUCCUCUCCCGGCUGGGCCAGCUCGAGCGCGCUGAGAACGUCAUCCACGCCAUGCCGUACGAGCCCGGCCCGGCGGCGUGGACGUCCGUGCUCGGCGCGUGUGGCAGCCACGGUACCGCCGACCGCGCGAGAGAUGCCGCGCGGUAUGCCCUCGACGCCGAGCCGCGCGGCUCGUCUUCUUAUGUGCUGCUCUCCAAUGUCUUGGGGAGCGUUCCAGGGUGA
Messenger RNA from Selaginella moellendorffii, 2244 nucleotides. RefSeq names its product pentatricopeptide repeat-containing protein At4g02750. NCBI's taxonomy places the organism in Eukaryota, Viridiplantae, Streptophyta, Lycopodiopsida, Selaginellales, Selaginellaceae. The transcript has a single exon. Gene Ontology annotation, molecular function: protein binding. The record is from RefSeq and is a predicted model, not a curated record. The coding region runs from base 1 to 2244 and encodes 747 amino acids.